This is a messenger RNA of Ostertagia ostertagi, 915 nucleotides long. Lineage: Eukaryota; Metazoa; Nematoda; Chromadorea; Rhabditida; Trichostrongylidae. The record is from the annotation of a GenBank genome assembly.
AUGCUGUGGGUUGCCGUUGUGUUGCUGACGCUUUUCUUCGUUGAAGGCCAGGAUCACAUUCUACCGCCACUUGCUGGAUCACGUGUAGAUGAGACUCGUGGCUACGAACUACGUGAAUUUCAAUUGGUACCGCCCUACAGUAACCAUCGACGACUGGAUACUAUACGGAAAUGGCUUCGUCUGACGAGAGAAGAGCCAUCAUUAAGCGGUUCUGUCUGGAGCAGAGGUGGCAUCAUGGCAAGGGACUGGGAGAUUCAGGCACAUUUGCGCAUUUCGUCUGACGGCAUGCCUGCGGACGGUAUGGGAAUUUGGUAUGUUGAAAGAGAUGGUUUCGGAACUGCAUGGGGAGCACCGGCGAAUUUCAAUGGAAUCGGAGUAGUUUUGGACACAUAUGUGAACGAUGGGAGUGACAAUUCCGGACAAACCAUUCGCCUAUUUCUACUGGUCAAUACCCCUACUCAGGGUGUGGAAGUUAACGUAAAUGCUGAUGGAAAUAAUUUAAAAGUUCUACCAGAAUGCCAAUUCAAUUUUCCGCUGACAAUGUUCGUUCCAUCAAUUAAGAUUCUCAUCAGAUAUGCAAAAGAAACUGUCCAGGUUCUUUAUUCACUUCCCAAGGACAACGAAGAGCACUGGAAUCAUUGCACGAACGCAACCAGCUGUACUCGUUUCAGUUAUGAGAUCGAAACGUUCCGUUCAAUUGCCGAUAGGCCAGUGUCGCAGGUGCAAUACUACGGAGGAUAUUUGCCAUCCCGUACUCCCAAGCCGUCAUCUUUUCUCAGCGAUGUGUGGACCUUCAUGCACAUGGUAGUUGUGCUCGUUCUAGUGAUGGGCAUUUUGUAUGGAUUGUAUAAAAUAACUGACAAAUAUAUCGACGACAGUUUCAUCAUGGCAAGACCACGUAAACGAUUCUACUAA